AUGUUUUCUGAUAUUGAUUCUAUAAUUAAUUCUACAAUUCAAAAAAUACAACAUGAAUAUUUAGAUGUUGAUAAUUAUGGAAAUCCAAAGUUAAGUGCAUAUAUAAAUGAUUUUUUAUUAAAAAUACCACCAGCAGAAGAUUCUUUUAUUGGAGAUCACCAUAUUUUAUUUAAAUUUGAGAACGAAAUUAAUUUACAACUAGAAAUUAUGGAAUUUGCAGCAGCUGUCAUUUGUGAAAUUAAUGACAGAUUUCCACAUAGAUCAAUUUUAUCUGCCAUGAAAAUAAUGAAUCCAAUGGAAUGGCCAAAGGAUAAAGAAAGUUUAGUUGAUUAUGGUGAAGAAGAAUUAGAAAA
This is a messenger RNA of Funneliformis caledonium, 353 nucleotides long. The record is from the annotation of a GenBank genome assembly. Lineage: Eukaryota; Fungi; Glomeromycota; Glomeromycetes; Glomerales; Glomeraceae.